This is a messenger RNA of Microthlaspi erraticum, 453 nucleotides long. The record is from the annotation of a GenBank genome assembly. NCBI's taxonomy places the organism in Eukaryota, Viridiplantae, Streptophyta, Magnoliopsida, Brassicales, Brassicaceae.
AUGGUGAUGAUGGAACUUUUCAUGCGUAAGGUUCGAGAGAAUGCUGCAUCAGUUCUCGAGCUUUCACGCCAGUGGGACGAAUAUGAGAAUGCAAUGAAGUCGAUCGAGUUAGCUCUGGGGAAGAAGGAAGAGAGACUGAGGUUGCUUGAGGAAUUAUUACAAGAGAAAGAAAAGGAAUUUGAUGUGAAACAGUCUGUGGAAGCAAAAGUGAUGAGAUUGGUUCUUAAGAUGCAGCAUGAAGAGGCAGCUGCUCAACAUAAAGAGCUGAUGAGAGGGCUUGAAGCGAGGGAGAAGGAGCUUAGGUUGCUUGAUGAGACUAUCAAAGAGAAAUCGAACGUGCUGAAGAAGAAAGAAGAGAGCUUUCAGCUGAAAGUAGAAGCGGAAGCAAGAGAGAAUGAAGCGAAGAGACUGAAAACUGGAAGAGAGGGAGCAGAAAAUUGGUUGAAAUUGUAA